AUGACCACUGCUCCGAAUCAAGCCAACCCCGACCUUCGGGGCGGACCCACGACUACUAAAAAGCACUGGAUAGAUCGUCUGCAUCGUGUGGGAUGGACAAUAUUUCAUCACGCACAGAAACACACAGGCGUGGGCAUCGUGUGUUCUGUCGCGUACUUUGAUCCUGGCAAUUGGGGAGUCGACCUUCAGGCAGGAUCUCAAUAUGGCUAUAAGCUCCUCUUCAUCGUACUUCUGUCAGGCUUGUUCGCUGCGUUUCUUCAAGUUCUUGCCUGUCGGCUUGGGGUGGUCACUGGCCUUGACCUCGCAUCCCAUUGCCGCCUUCUCUUCCACGAUCGACCACGUCAUAAGAAACUUUGGCGAUGGGGAGUCCUUUACCCACUUUACGUACUCUCCGAACUAGCCAUCAUCAGCACCGAUCUUGCUGAGCUCCUUGGCUCCGCAAUAGCACUUACUCUUCUCUUUCCUGCGCUUCCACUCUGGGGCGGUGUUCUGGUAACAGGCGCCGAUGUAUUAUUAAUACUUGCACUCGGCAACCCUCUUCAUGAUAGGCCAGUGAAGGUAUUCGAGUGGAUCAUCGCUGCACUUGUGCUUGCUGUGCUCAUUUGCAUGGGAGUAAUUAUCGGGAAGGUCAAUGUUGCCUGGGGUCAAGCCUUUGAUGGAUUCGUUCCUUCUCGGACAAUUUUUUCCAGCGGCGCUCUCUAUACAUCCGUUGGAAUCCUGGGCGCUACUGUCAUGCCCCAUAGUCUAUUCCUGGGUUCCCAUCUCGCAACCCAAAACAGGCUAUCCAAAAAACCACGUUCCCCAGUCUCUUCGCUUUCUAGCAAAGUUCAAGAAUCAGAGCUAACAGGGGCCGCGUCAAGGCGCGAGCAUAUACAAUACUUAAGACGAGCGACUUGGCGAAAACUCCGGUCCUUGUUCGUAGUAUCUCGCGCCGAGCUAGAAGCGUUAAAUGUCCGUCCGAAGUCUUACGAACAUAGAGAGAAUCAUUCCUUAGAGUUCGUGCGAUCCCAUCUAUACCACGGCAUGGUCGAUAUGGUCUCCAGUCUACUAGGCUUCGCCGUCAUCAUCAAUGCCCUUAUCCUAAUCCUCGCCAGUGCCGUCUUCUAUUAUGGAUCAGGGGCGUACGGAUCUGAAUCUCCAGCUAGCUUAUUUGAUGCCCAUACUCUCAUCAAGAACUCGAUUGGCGAAGCUGCCGCGAUACUCUUUGCGCUCGCCUUACUUGCAUCGGGCCAAAGUGCUUCUCUUGUCGCCACUGUAGCAGGGCAAAGUGUCUCGGAAGGAUUCCUGAACUGGAAAGUUUCGCCUGUUGUACGGCGCCUUCUGACGCGCUUGCUAGGAUUGAUACCUUCUAUGACUGUUGCCAUUGUCGUUGGACCAAAUGGCAUCGACUUCUUGCUUGUUGCAACUCAGGUCAUCUUGUCGAUAAUCCUCCCAUUCAUCAUAUUCCCGCUGAUAUACCUCACCUCAUCGUCGCGCAUCAUGCGAGUACGCAAACCAGCCCCAGAACACACGACUAUCAGUCCUGGCGUGGAAGUUCGCUCCCUGCCUGCUAUCACACCAUCGGACAGUGACCCGGAGAUAAUUCAGACUGAGGACUUCGUGGACUUCAGCAGCGGGAAGUUCAUGAUGUCGCUCGGGUGGUCGAUAUGGUUAGUGGUUGUGGCAGCUAAUGUCUACGUGCUUGUAACUCUCUAG
This is a messenger RNA of Suillus subaureus, 1695 nucleotides long. Its product is annotated as smf Mn2+ and Fe2+ transporter. The transcript has 9 exons. NCBI's taxonomy places the organism in Eukaryota, Fungi, Basidiomycota, Agaricomycetes, Boletales, Suillaceae. Bases 1 to 1695 code for a protein of 564 amino acids. Gene Ontology annotation, molecular function: manganese ion transmembrane transporter activity; cadmium ion transmembrane transporter activity. Gene Ontology annotation, cellular component: membrane. Gene Ontology annotation, biological process: intracellular manganese ion homeostasis; iron ion transport. The record is from RefSeq and is a predicted model, not a curated record.